Diabrotica virgifera virgifera (western corn rootworm) is the source of this 3378-nucleotide messenger RNA. Its product is annotated as toll-like receptor 3. The record is from RefSeq and is a predicted model, not a curated record. Bases 146 to 1039 code for a protein of 297 amino acids. Gene Ontology annotation, molecular function: protein binding. NCBI's taxonomy places the organism in Eukaryota, Metazoa, Arthropoda, Insecta, Coleoptera, Chrysomelidae. The transcript has 2 exons.
UGUUUUCCCAUGGUUUUCCCUGGGAUGUUUUCUUUUCUUUACCUUGACAGCUUGACACUGACAGUGACAGCAAGUGACACUAGCGACAGUCACAAUAACAUUUAAUUUUGAAAUAAAAGUGUAAUUUUAAUAAAAACUUAUUUCAAUGGAGCCUUCAACUUUUUGCGGUGCUUGUGACACCCACGUUUGGUAUGAAAAUCAUGAAUUGAAAGCAGGAGAACAAAUUAAACUUUUUGGUAUUGAUGGUGAAGAUACAAGAACCCUUUGGUUGGAUAUGAGGAAUUGUUCAGGUACCUUGGAUUCAGCUUCAUUCUCAUUGCUGCCAAACAUUGAAUAUCUCAGCAUGACUAAAUGCAACAUAGAAAGUUGUUCAGAAGCGUUUUCAGCGUUAGAAAAACUGACUUCACUGGACUUUAACAAAACUUCUUUUCCUCUUGAAGCAGAAACAUUUAAAGAUAAUAAGGGAAUAACAAAUUUAUAUCUAAAUGGAGUAGAAAAUCCAAAAUCUUCAUGUUUUCAGCAUUUAGAUAAAUUAGAAACUCUGACAUUUGAAUCAAGUACUUUUGAUAUCAUAAAUUCUGAUACAUUUGCAGGCUUGAUUUCAUUAAAAAAUUUGACUUUAGAACAUUGUAAAAUUGGCUCUAUUGAUGUUGAUGCACUUUGUAAUUUAAACUGUUUAGAAGGUAUCAAUAUUAGAGACAGUGAAAUAUCUGAGGUAAACUUGGAUACUUUUGCUAAACUAGAAAAUAUUAAAUUUCUUUCACUCCAUCAUAACAAUAUUCAAUCUGAUGUAAAUUACAACGUUUUUGAGCAACUUAAAGCACUUGAUACUAUUCACUUUGAUACUAGUAUCUAUAAUACUUUAAAUUUUGAUAACUUUCCAUCUUUGCACAAUGUUAGAAUUGGAUACAAAGAUGACGGGGAUGAACCAGAUGUAGAACAGUUAAUCGCAAAAUUAAAUGCCAAAGACAUAAAAACUGAAUAUAUUUUUUGUGGAACAGUAGAUUGUGACAGUGAUGAUAUGGAACAAUGUUGCUGAAUGUAUUAGAAUACUCUAAUUUGAUGGAAAAAUUGAACCAGACAAAAUUGUUUCUUUAGUGAAAUCGAUGAGAAUGCAGAAGUAUGCACUAACAAUAUUUAUUGGAACCUUGAAUUAAUUGAAGGCUUUUAGAAUACCAGAAAAUUACCGUAGAUAGCCCAAAAUAUGCAUUUCAAAAAAAUCUAUGAGCACCAAAGCACUAAAAUAUAAAUAUACCAUGGGCCAGGACUGUUUCUUGGCUGAUCUAAGUCCACAGAAUUUCAGAGUGUUCAUGAAUGUUCAUGUAUUGUGACCCUCUGAAUUCGAAUUUUAAACUUGCUUUUGCGUCGGAAGUGACGGGGAUUUGUUAUAAACAAUUAAUUUAAUUGUUUAAAGAUUAAAUGAUAUAAUUCGUAAACUAAACAAAUAUAAAUAAUUUUUACAAAAUGAUGUUUGGUAAACCUUGAUCCAAUGAUUUGAACCAAAAUGUUGCAAAAUUACAUUAAUUAUUGUGUCUCAUAAUGAAGAUAACAAUUUUUAUAUUAUAGAAGAUAAUGACAGUAUAAUAAAUCUGAUACAUCGUGCAAUAAAAUCAUAUAAAAUUAAACAAUAUUGAUUGUGGUAUUAUUUUUUUGUUAAUUUAACACGUUCGGUGCCCAUAUAUGACGCACCAGUAGCGUCACGAAGGUUUUAUCAAAGGUACCGAAGACGCAUAAGUGGCGUCAGUAGUAGUACUGUGUUACUAAAAGAGAGAUUUAAGUACGUGAUACCAGCCAAGUGGCGCUUCUUCAAGAUUGGCACCGAACGUGUUAAAUAACUUUUAUAAACUUUUCAAAUGUAGCCCCCUGAGGCACAUGCCCCGAUAGUCUGCAGUUCCAGGCUUGUCCUGCAAACCCUUGGUUAUGUUAAAAAAUUGGAUAUUAUAAAUCUACACACCCCCACAAAUUUACCUACCGGUAAUUCUUUAUAUAGUGCUACACGAGUAUGCUGUCUACAUCGAGGGUGUGAUCUACCGGAAGGAUUUGCACAAAAUAAUAAAUUGCAUGAUUAUGAUAUCCGUUCCAGAUGUGUUGUUGAUAAUCAAGACUUAACUAAUUUUUGUAAAUCUACCAGGCCAUUUUAUUUGAAAAGAUGGGUUGAUAUUUGCGCGCAUCGUAGGAAAAGAUAACGGUGUUAUUUGCAUAGUAAAGAAACUAAAUUUGGAUAAAGUUUAUUGUAUAUUCCUAAAUAGCAGUAAUAUAAAUGUUUAAUAGUAGUUAACAAUAAACAUUUCGCCUGCAAAGGUGCAUUUCAUUAUUAUAUGCAAACCCUUCUGAGAAAAGCAACAGUAUUCGCGGUGUGCAAGUACUUGGAAAGGGAAACGAGAAACGACCGUGCGCGAGUCGCGGAGAAAUAUUGCAUCUAUCUUAAAUAAUUCAUAUUGUCAAUUGAAAUUGUCAAAUUGACGUAUAUUUCAUACCUUCUGUCAUUGACGCAGAAAAAUUAUAUAUUGCUCCACAAUAUUAAUAUGAUAUGCAAUUAUUAUAUAAAGGUAAAUUUAAUUAAUUGUAUUUUGCUUGCAGUACUGCAUUUUAAUAACUGAUUUUAUUUAUUACAUACAAUUGUUUACGUUUGCUAAACAUAACCUGCAUCUUAUUUUUUCUUCUUAUUAUUUUUUUGGACUAUGGUCUUGACAAUUAUCCAGCAACCAGGACUAAUAUAAUUGGCCAAUAUAAUUAAAAGUGCGAAUAAAAGUACAGAGCGUAGAAAUAGAGGUCGCUUUGCCGAACUUGCACGGUCCCAAUACAUACAUACUACAUACUACAAAAUAGCACAUUUAUACAGUACCAACAACAACAAUCUCAAAGUGAAUGAAACGCAUAAGUAAGAAGAAUUUUCUUGUUUUAAUUUUACAAAUUAAUACUUUGUCAUAUCAUCUUGCUAUUUUACUUGGAAAUAAGCCAAAAAAUUGGCUUUCCAACUAAAAUAGCAAAUUGAUAUGACAAAUUAAAUUAUUAGUAAAAAAAUGGUUGGUUGUCAUUUUUGAUAAAUCAUUAUUAUUAAGAGUUAAUUUAAAAUAAUAAAUAGUAUAGUAUAAAUAAAUUUAAAUAAAAUUAAAAUAAUAAUUCUUAUGAUCUACGCGUUUUAUUCACUUUGUAAAGUUCUUUUGGUCGGCAUCAUCUUAUACACUGCAUCCCUCGAUAGACCGCAAGGUAUAGUAGAAACGAGACGGUAUACUUCAUACUAUAGUAGCACUCUUUAUGUUGGUAAUAUAUAAAUUUCACAAUAUAUCAAGCUCUAAUUUUUUUUAGUUACCUAUAUUAAGUAAUUUAUAGUAAUAUAAUAUAAUCAAUUGUUAAAAAUAAAUGAAUAAAAAAUGU